Messenger RNA from Lingula anatina, 2969 nucleotides. Its product is annotated as AP-4 complex accessory subunit tepsin. Lineage: Eukaryota; Metazoa; Brachiopoda; Lingulata; Lingulida; Lingulidae. Gene Ontology annotation, cellular component: trans-Golgi network membrane. The record is from RefSeq and is a predicted model, not a curated record.
GUACCAAGAUGGUGGAAGAGGGAAAUCAAAUUUCAUCCUUCCUUGAUAAAAUUUCGUUUCUUAAAGAGUAUCCCCUCCUGGAAAAGGCAACUGGAGACAAUGAACAACCCACUGCUGGUUAUAUGUUUAAGGAAAUAAACAAUAUUUCAUAUGAAUCGGGAUCCCACUGCCAGUCAUUGCUGAGUUAUUUGGUUGAUAAACUGGAUUCCAAAUCUUACCAUGUUAAACUAAAGGUGAUAAAAAUAAUGAGAUACCUUGUGGACAAUGGCCACCACGAAUUUGUGGAGGGACUGAGGAAAAAGUCCAGGGGCAUCAAGGAAGCGGAAAGUUUUGGGGGUCCCCCAGAUCCUCUCCAUGGCAACACACCUUAUGAGACAGUAAGAAAGGCAGCCAAAGAACUGUCCCAGCAGUUGUACAAUGAGACUGGCAUGCAGCACAGAACAACGCCACCAGAGGGCAGGAUUGAGGCUGUUGGGAUUAGUGGUUCUACUUCGUCUGGUUUGGAAGGCUUUGGUAACAGCCCCAACAAAACAACAAAAAGCCUCGGCUCCACAGUGGUCAGUGGCCUGAGAAGUCUUGCGGACAGUCUUUCGGACCACAGCGAGACCACAGCCAGGACAAAAGCUGCAGAUUUCAAGCGUCCAUUUGACCAGUACACCAGAGUUAGACUCCAGGAGGCAAUGUCUCCCGGAAAAAAUCAAGAGAACAGCAUUACUGAUACACAUAGAGGAACACAGAAAGCUCGAGUAAAAGGACGGCCAGGAGGAGGUUGGGCUGAUGAUGAGGAGGAGGAGGAGGAGGAGGUAGUAAGUAGUGGUUCUGGAAGUCAACUGGGCACCAGUUCUAGCUGGAACUUGCAUGACAGAUCAACUGGACACAGUGCUGGUAGUAAUGAAUUGUCUGACAGGAUGAAUUCCUUGGCUGUGAGUGAUGACUGGUCAUCUGAGGUCCAGGCAGUCAACCAGUUUACCUCAAAAAGUGCCAAACUACUCCCUUCUCGGAGAGAAAUCCAGGAGUUCCUUAAAAGGUGCCAAAUAUUGAACUGUGAAAAAAUAACAGACUUGUUAAACGAUGCUCUCACUUCUACAAAUGAUGUGAUGCUCAUGCGGUGCUUACUUCUGUUAGAAGCAAUGAUGCGAUCAGAUCUUUUCACCGUGGACCAGUUGACCUUGGUGUUCAGCAAGAACCUUAUUAUGUUGUUUCAACAUAAAGAAGGGGCAGUCCAGGCCAAAGCCAGAAAGAUAAUUCGACAGAUGGAAAAACUUUCCAAACACGCAGAAGUGUUUUCAGUCAUACCUGCAACUAGUACAACCAAUGCAAUCCCCAUGUCUUCAAGCUCAACUAACACAAUGAAUAAGUCUUCCACAGGUACUUCCAUAGACGGACUUACACAGAGUUCAGAUACAAGUCUAGUGGCACCAUUUUAUGUUAGUACAGAUACACUGUUGACAAAUAAUUCUGGUGAGGAGGUAGAUAGUGGACUGGAUAAUGGUAGUGAAACCAAUACUGAUAGCUUUGCUGACCUGCUGGAUAAUGUACCACCUUUACUAGAAACUGAGGGAGAAAGAUUUGAGGAUAGUUGAUGAGAGAGGAAAGUUAAAGGCACACAAGAACAUUUGACUUUUCAGUAAUAAAAUUUUAAUUUUCAUGGAUAUUUCAGCAUUUCCCCUUUGAUCAUCAAAGUAUACAAUAUCCAAAUCUUACAUAGAAAAAAGAUCCGUGUGCCUAUUUUUUUAAUUUUUAGUUCUUGAUCCUUUCUCAUAAUGGAGAUAGAGACCGAAACGUUUUAUACAGGAUGGUAAAAACUGGAAACAGAACCAGAAAAACAGUUUGGAUACAGAUACAUUGUCGGACUUAAAAUUAAAGUCAAAAUUAAUGAAAUUUCCAGUUUUUAAGGUCUAGUACUCAUUGUGCAUCUGUAAAAAUGGCUUUAGGACUUGAGCAAUGGGAUGUUUUUAUUUCAAACUUAUGUGGGACACAUUCAUGAGAUAAUUUAAGUGUCACUAGGAGACAGUUGCUGCAGUGACAACAGUACAGAAUUCAUCAAUAAUUUUGUGAUUCUAGCAAUGAUUUCUGUGGAACUCCUCACUUAUCUUAGACUAUGUAAUAAUUGAUUAUUACAAAUUAAACAGGAUUUUGUUGGACACAAUUUGUCAUUGUGAAAAUUAACAAAAAUGCUCAUUGUCAAUGCAAGGAAAGAUUGCUUAACUAAAAAAUGCACAAUUCAUUGGCAGUGAAAAGCUACAUUAAUGAAAUUAACAAACACUUUAUAUGAAUAUCUUAAGAAUCAAUAAGUAUAUGAAAUAAAUUCUCUGGCCACAUAGUAAUUAUAUUUAAUAACAUAAUUAUUUUUAAUAACACAGGACCCAGAGUAUUGGACCCUGUAAUGAGCACCAUAAUCUGAUCUGCCUUGGAAAAAUGAUAAUAAUGGCUACUUAUAUUACUAUUAUUAUUAUUAUGUUUGUAUAGACUGAUGGCACCUAAUCGUAUCUUCUAACAUUUUCUUGGAAAUACAAUUCCUGUCAUUAAUACUCCAAUAAUCUAAUUUAAGUGAGAUAUAAUGCUAACAGCAAGUACAACCUUCUACCAUGCUAAGGAAUGAUGAUAAAAAGUAAAUUGUGCUUUAUAAAAUCACAGGACAAUUUUCAAAAAAAAAGGCACUGCUUUUACAAUUAUGCAUGCAUAAAUGCAAGAAAGAUCCAUAUAUAUUUGAUGUCAAGAUGGCACGAUUAAUUAAAUGUAAACAAUGUUCAAUGAUUUUUUUUAAUUGAUUUUUUUUUAUUGGCAUCAGUGAGUAGCUGUCACUGAGAAGAGAGGAAUGAUGUAAAAUUACAAUAUGCUUAUACAGCAGACUGGACUCCAUGGAAGUUAAAUGGAAAACCCGCCAUCCACAGACAUGUUAUGGCCGUUGACCAUGGCUGCUUUGUCACUGAGCAGGAAAAGUAUGACCCCUGUAACAUCUUCUAUUU